Owenia fusiformis is the source of this 2131-nucleotide messenger RNA. Lineage: Eukaryota; Metazoa; Annelida; Polychaeta; Sabellida; Oweniidae. The record is from the annotation of a GenBank genome assembly.
AAUAACCUGCCAUCUAUACGAGUUCAGGACAAGCCAAUGACAACCCAGAUGCGAGUAGUUAGUUACCCGUUUUACCACCAGGUGGCUAAUUCGGUUCGUCAGAUAGCGUGUCAGAUUGAAGUAGGACGCCAGCGUUUUUCUCAGGAAAGCCAUGCAUGCUUAUAUUAUGUAUUUGCCGCUUGUGAUUGCGCUUACGCUUUGUGCCGUAUCACUGGGCUUCAACGUAACAGUAAUACAUACAAAUGACUGUCACGCUAGAAUUGAAGAAUCCGACAGAUUGGGUGGACCAUGCCCUCAGAAAGAAAAGGAUGCGAAUAAAUGUUUUGGUGGCGUAGCUCGCCGAUUUACAGCAGUUAAAGACAUUCGUGAAAAUCACGAGAAUGUUAUAUUUUUGGACGCAGGAGAUCAGUUCCAGGGAACAAUUUGGUUUUAUGCGUUUGAGGGACGUGCAACUUCGCAGUUUAUGAACGAAAUGGGAUAUGAUGCCAUGGCUUUAGGAAACCAUGAAUUUGACAACCAUCUGGAAGGCUUGAUCCCAUUCAUCAAUAACGUCACAUUCCCCAUCCUCGCUGCUAACAUUGACGCCUCUGAUGAACCGACAUUCCAAGGUCUCGUGAAGAAGUACACAGUCUUGACGGUGGCUGGAGAGAAGAUAGGAGUAGUAGGGUAUCUGACUUCACAAAUGCCUGCACUGUCUCAAAGAUUUGGUAAGCUUAAAUUCCUGGACGAAAUCGAGACAAUCCAAGCAGAGGUCGACAAAUUGACAGCUCAGGGAAUCAACAAGAUUAUAGCACUCGGUCAUUCUGGAUAUAAAACAGAUAAAGAGAUAGCCAAGCAGGUUACUGGUGUCGAUUUGGUAAUAGGAGGGCACACGAAUAAUUUCCUAUUUAACGGGCCAUUGUUAACUGAUGGACCAGAAGUUAUUGAGGACCCUUACCCAGUCGUAAUUACCCAGGCAUCUGGUAAAGAGGUGCUAGUCGUCCAGGAUUAUUUCUAUGGAAAAUACCUCGGGUAUCUUAAUCUUGAGUUUAAUGAUGAAGGUAUUGUGACGUCAUACAAUGGAAAUCCGAUUUUGCUGAAUGGAUCAAUUGCAAAAGAUCCAGGUGUACAGGGAGAAAUGGAGGGAUUCAUGCAGAUUCUUGACAGUAUCAAGACCAACAAACUAGCAUAUUCCAAUGUCUUCCUUAAUGGCGAAAAGCCACUCUGCAGGAUAAGAGAAUGUAACCUAGGCAACCUGUUUGCCGAUUCGUUAGUGGAUUACUUCAUUGCAGAACGAAAGCCAACGGAUCUCAACUGGAAUGGCAACAACGUAUCUCUGGCUUUCCACAAUUCUGGGGGUCUCAGGUCUUCUAUAAAUGCCGGUGACGUCACAAUGGAGAAUGUCCUCGCUGUGAUGCCAUUUCAGAAUCUCAUCGACAUGGUUGCUUUGAAAGGGAAUAUCCUGAGACAAGCGUUUGAACACUCAGUGGGGAGGUACCCGGAGUUUGCUGCUGAAUUUUUACAAGUCUCGGGGUUUCACGUUGUAUAUGACGUCUCUAAACCCCCUGGGAGUCGCGUGGAGACCUUAGAAGUGCUAUGUACGGAGUGUAGGGAGCCCAUGUUGGAACCAGUUGACGACAACAAAAUCUACAAUGUUAUUAUGCCAGCAUAUGUUGCCAAUGGCGGUGAUGGAUACUUUGUUAUAAGAGAUAAUAAACUGGAUCAUCGUAACUUAGGUAUUCUGGAUUCAGAUGUCUUCAUCACGUACAUCAAGAAGCUAUCGCCUCUGUACCCAAAUUCGCAUAAGCGUAUUGUCGCCCGAGUCACCAUCAUUGAUAUGUUACUGGCUCGAGUCACCAUUAUUGAUAUGUUACAGGCCCGAAUCACCAUCAUUGAUAUGUUACGGGUCCGAGUCACCAUCAUUGAUAUGUUACAGACCCGAGUCACCAUCAUUGAUAUGUUACAGGCCCGAGUCAACAUCAUUGAUAUGUUACAGGUCCGAGUCGUCACCAUCAUUGAUAUGUUACAGGCCCGAGUCACCAUCAUUGAUAUGUUACAAGCCCGAGUCACCAUCAUUGAUAUGUUACAGGUCCGAGUCAUCACCAUCAUUGAUAUGUUACAGGUCCGAGUCGUCACCAUCAUUGAUAUGUAA